AGCUAAUAGAAUUAAGGAAGGAUAAAGUAGAGGCUGUCACAGGGUCGUGCUCUUAAAAGCCAGAGAGAGUCCACAGCCAGCAGAAGUGGACCAAGACGGGGACCAGUGGACAUCUACCAACGGAGACAUCAAACUUAAACCGGAUCUGAAGUCAAGAUAAUAAAAAAACGACGGAUAUGACAAAGAACAACAGCAGAGGAAACAAGUGAGUGAUACCAAAAAAAAAAAUCUAACCAAACGUUUUUACAACUUGAGGUGAGAGAAUAUCUUCAAAGACGCCAAAAGGGCCUUCAAGCAGAAGACGACCCAGGCAAUGCGUCUUCUGAACAAAGACCUGCGCUUGCAAGACGUCACCCUCAUGUACCUCACCGUUUUGGCCACUGUGGUGGUGCUCUUGGUGGCAUCUUACCAGGCUCCUGCGGUCCACUCCAGACCCGCCCUGGCCUACCACAUCCCCUUAGACCCCUCGGGUCAGAUGGAGCUGUCCUGGAACAUCAGCUAUCCCACCCAGGAGGUCUAUCUGGAGCUGAAAGUCAAAGAGCUCCGCCAUGGUGUUUUGCUGGGCAUGUCCGAUCGGGGAGAGCCCACAAAUGCCGACCUGGUCCUUCUGUGGGACGACGGUCACAAAUCCUAUUUUGGGGAUGCUUGGAGUGACAAUGAAGGCCGAGUGAUGUUGGACACUCAGCAGGACUAUGAGCUGCUGGAGACUCAUCAGUCGACUGAAGGCUUCUUCCUGCUCUUCAAAAGACCCUUCAGCACCUGCGACCCGCACGACUACAUCAUAGAGGAAGGUACUGUGCACAUCCUCUACGCUGUGCUGGAGCGACCCAUCCUAUCUUUGCGAGAGCUCAACAUAUCCCGUCUCCAGCCUGGUGUCCAGCGAGUGCUGCUCCUGCGUCCAGACGCUCCGUCCCCUGCUCUCCCGAAAGAUGUCCUCACGCUGGAGGUCCUGGCCCCUGACGUCAUCAUCCCCACCCAGGAAACCACUUACUGGUGCCACAUCUAUCAGCUCCCGCCCAAUAUGCCCAAGAACCACAUUGUUAUGUACGAGUCUGUGAUCACUCCUGGUAAUGAAGCCAUCGUUCAUCACAUGGAAGUGUUUGAAUGCUCUCCUCAGAUGGAAACUGUGCCUCAAUUCAGCGGCUCCUGCGAUUCAAAGAUGAAGCCCCGCAAACUCAAUUACUGCCGACAUGUUCUGGCAGCCUGGGCCAUGGGAGCGGAGCCAUUCUUCUACCCUGCUGAUGCUGGCUCGCCUCUAGGAGGAGAAGGUUCUUCUAGGUUCCUUCGGCUUGAAGUUCAUUACCACAACCCUCUCCUUUUAUCAGGACGGAGGGACUCCUCAGGCAUUCGUUUGUGGUACACUCCAUCUCUGAGGAGGUUUGACGCAGGCAUCAUGGAGCUGGGGCUAGUCUACACCCCUGUCAUGGCCAUUCCUCCCCGCCAGCCCUCUUUCCAGCUGACUGGCUACUGCACCGCCAAAUGCACACAGACGGCUCUUCCUGUAGGUGGGAUACACAUCUUUGCGUCCCAGCUGCACACUCAUCUGGCUGGACUCGGGGUGAGGACCGUCCUGGUACGAGGAGGCAGAGAGGUGGAAGUGGUACAGGAGGACAAACAUUUCAGCACUCAUUACCAGAUUAUCCGUGUUUUGAGGAAGAUGGUGACUGUUCUGCCAGGCGACGCUCUUGUGACUAAGUGCUCGUACAACACUGAAGACAGGAACAAAGUUACCAUGGGGGGGUUUGGGAUCAUGGAAGAAAUGUGUGUGAAUUACGUCCAUUAUUACCCCCGCACACAGCUGGAGCUGUGCAAGAGCCACGUGGACACAGAUUACCUGCAGAAAUACUUCAGUCUCAUCAACAGGUUUCAAGGACGUGACAGUUGCAGUUGUCCCGGGACUACGGUGGAAGAGCAGUUCUCCUCGCUGUCCUGGGACGGCUUCAGCGGGGAGGUGCUGAACUCCCUCUACCUUACCUCCCCAAUCUCAAUGCACUGCAACCAGUCCACCGCUGAGCUCUUUCCUGGUGAAUGGGAGCAUCAGGAGAUACCGGUGGUGACGGCGGCGCUCCAGAGAGCCCCGUACCCGUGUGAAUUAAGCCGUCGAGCGUCCUCUGAGAACAACAACCCUACAGAGGUCAAGCCCGACAGCAGCGUCUGAUGCCCACACAUGCAUCUGACUCCCGCUGAGCUCAACCUUUCCCGCUCUCAUGCUGCAGCCUGGAAUCACAUCAAAUCAGUUACCCAAGCACUGUUUUGUGUUUAGAUUAUUGUUACACUACUGUUAUGUGGGAAGGUGCUGUGUAGUGGAAAUAGGAACAGCAUUUUUAAGGAUGAUUGUGCAGUACACAAUGAAUACCAUCUACUUUUUUUAAAAUAGUAAGCAAAAUAGUGAGCAAUUAUGCAAUGAUAAACCUUUCAAAUAGUAGCAUGCUAAAUUGUCUUAGGACAUCAUUUCAUUCUUGCUUCCACGAGUGUCAUACGGUUACAUCUUAAAAAUAAAAACGACCAUUUUAAAUAACUAUUCUGAAUUUAGUUUUGUUUGUGGCAUUAUUUACUGUUCUUCCUCCACACUGGAUUUGAGUGCAAUGCAUUGUGGGAUAUUUUUCCAAAGCAUUUAUACUGUACACUUG
Molecule: messenger RNA, 2630 nt
Organism: Carassius auratus (goldfish)
Lineage: Eukaryota; Metazoa; Chordata; Actinopteri; Cypriniformes; Cyprinidae
Product: dopamine beta-hydroxylase-like
Exons: 12
Coding region: 314-2158 (614 amino acids)
Biological process (GO): norepinephrine biosynthetic process; dopamine catabolic process; octopamine biosynthetic process
Cellular component (GO): secretory granule membrane
Molecular function (GO): dopamine beta-monooxygenase activity; copper ion binding
Source: RefSeq, a predicted model, not a curated record